Molecule: messenger RNA, 1132 nt
Organism: Rhea pennata
Lineage: Eukaryota; Metazoa; Chordata; Aves; Rheiformes; Rheidae
Product: transmembrane protein 14C-like
Exons: 5
Coding region: 56-376 (106 amino acids)
Biological process (GO): regulation of heme biosynthetic process
Cellular component (GO): mitochondrial membrane
Source: RefSeq, a predicted model, not a curated record
CGGCCCGCCCAGCGGCACGUGCGGACCGGCGGGCCGAGCGGCGCCGAGCAACAAGAUGGAGUAUGACUGGCUCGGCUUCGGGUACGCGGCGCUGGUCGCUUCUGGUGGCGUGAUUGGCUACGCCAGAGCAGGUAGUGUCCCAUCUCUAGCUGCUGGUCUUCUCUUUGGUGGUUUAGCAGGAUUAGGUGCUUACCAGCAGUCCAAAGAUCCAAAGAAUGUGUGGCUUUCUCUUGUGGCAUCUGGAACUUUGGCUACAGUUAUGGGAAUGAGAUUUUACAACUCCAGAAAAGCAAUGCCUGGGUUAAUUGCUGGUGCCAGUUUACUCAUGGUUGGACGUCUAGGAUUACAGCUCAUGGAAAAGCCUCUUAAGCCAUAAAUCUGCAACAAGUCACUUGAAGAUACAUUACUGAGAAGCCUGAAAAUGCAACUGCCUGAAUGUACUACACAAAAGCAAAAAAGAGACUGCUGUCUGUGCAUUUUAUUUUUCAUAUCUUUUAAUGCAUGUAGAUUGUGUUUUUAAAGGACAGAAGAUGAGAGCCCUUACGUUGUCCAAAAUGGUAUUUGUCUCAACAUCUUCUGCACUGUGAAGCGAGAAAAUACAGGAAUAGUAUUAGUUUAGUUUCUGGUCCUGCAGCUGACUGUAGGCAAAGACCUCUUAGCACUUGCAUGCAAACAAUUGCAGGAUUGAACCUUUAAAUAUACAUUUGGAUUUGUCAUUCUGAGAUUUGUUAUAUUCUAAAACCAAGAUAGAGAAUUUGCCGAUUUGUCAUUAAUAUUUACUGUUAACAAACGUGCUCAUUCUAUUAGCUCUUCCUCUAGCAUUUAUCUGCCAAUUUAUUCUGUCAUCAAUUUUGAAUCCUCUCAAUCAAGGACUUUGUUCGUUCAGCACUGUGUGUUAGAACCUCGCCCCGUAAGACGCAACCAUGGAGCAGGCUGUCAAGGUUCUACAGUAAUGCGAUGAGUGUAAACCCGUUACUUAAAAUCGUGAGCAAAAGUGCCCAACUACAGGCCAUUUUAUAGACUAUUGUUCAUCAAAGAAAUCAAAAUAUGCUUCAUUAGAUAAUACUAAAUUGUAGGCAUAGCUCUUGCAUUUCAUGAGACGUAAAAUAAACUAACAGAUGAUUAUUACGAA